AUGGACGGACUGCGCGGCGACAGCAGCGGCGGCGGCGGCGGCGGCGGCGGCGGCGGCGGAGCCCCCGGGCAGUGCCGUAAUUUUCUCUCCUCGCCCGUUUUCGGGGCGGCGCACACGGGCCGAGCGGCCGCCGCCGCCGCUGCCGCCGCCGCCGCCUCGGGGUUCGCCUACGCCGGCGGAGGGGAGCGCUCGGGGGCGGCGGCGAGGCCCGACCCCCCGGCCAAGGACUGCCCGGGCUCCGCCGCGCCGGCCACCGCCCCCGCGCUCGGCUAUGGGUAUCACUUUGGCAAUGGAUACUAUAGCUGCAGGAUGUCCCACGGGGUUGGGAUCCAGCAAAACGCCCUGAAGUCUCCCCCCCAUGCCUCCAUUGGCGGCUUUCCCGUGGAAAAGUACAUGGACGUCUCCAGUCUGACCAGCACGAGUGUCCCCGCCAAUGAAGUCUCCUCCAGGGCGAAGGAAGUGUCCUUCUACCAGGGCUAUACAACCCCCUACCAGCACGUUCCUGGGUACAUAGACAUGGUCUCAACGUUUGGCUCUGGGGAACCGAGACACGAAACAUACAUAUCAAUGGAGGGCUAUCAGUCUUGGACUCUGGCUAAUGGCUGGAAUAGUCAGGUUUACUGUGCCAAAGAUCAGACACAGAGCUCACACUUUUGGAAAUCGUCCUUUCCAGGGGACGUUGCACUAAACCAGCCCGAUAUGUGUGUCUACCGGCGUGGGAGAAAGAAGCGAGUGCCGUACACAAAACUGCAGCUUAAAGAACUCGAGAAUGAAUAUGCCAUUAACAAGUUCAUUAACAAGGACAAGAGGCGAAGGAUAUCCGCAGCCACAAACCUGUCUGAGAGACAAGUUACCAUUUGGUUUCAGAACAGGAGGGUGAAGGAUAAGAAAAUAGUCUCCAAACUGAAAGACAAUGUAUCUUGAUCUAGUAGUUGCGGACAGUGAUGGAUAUAUAAACUCAAUUUACGACCAGC
Molecule: messenger RNA, 974 nt
Organism: Harpia harpyja (harpy eagle)
Lineage: Eukaryota; Metazoa; Chordata; Aves; Accipitriformes; Accipitridae
Gene: HOXD13
Product: homeobox D13
Exons: 2
Coding region: 1-924 (307 amino acids)
Biological process (GO): regulation of transcription by RNA polymerase II
Molecular function (GO): RNA polymerase II cis-regulatory region sequence-specific DNA binding; DNA-binding transcription factor activity, RNA polymerase II-specific
Source: RefSeq, a predicted model, not a curated record